CCUUGUGCUCACCAUCGACGUGAAGCCGAACCAGAUGCUGGUGUGGGAUCCCGUCACCGGCGACCAGCACCGCCUGGACAUUCCCCCGGGGCUUGCCACACACGCGGAGAAGAUGACGAUCAACGGGGCGGUGCUUCGCGUCGGCGGAGGCGCCCACUUCCAGGUGGUCUUGGCAGUGAAUGGAAACGACGACAAGAAGCACGAACAAGUGCUUGCCCGCGUGUACUCGUCGGCGAUCGGCUCGUGGGGUGAUCUCAUCUCAACGCGGCUUCCAUCCGAGGUCGGUAGAAGUGGUUGUCCCACCCUGGUUUUUACGGGCAAGACCGCUGUGAUGGCUUGGGGUUCCCUUUACUGGAUUCUUGCUGGGAGUUUUAAUGGAAUUCUUGAGUUUGAUCUGGAGAAACAGAGCCUAGGUGUGAUACAGGUGCCAGUGCAUAUGCUUGAAGAGGGGUAUUACCAAUUCUCGAUUAUGCGAGCUGAGGGUGGUGGCCUUGGUUUACUCUUCCAGACAGGCCUCAGUUUUGAACUAUGGAAGAGGAAGACUGAUUGUGAUGGCGUUGAUUCAUGGAUGCUUGGAAGAACUAUUGAACUGGACAAGCUACUUUGCCUGGAUAUAUGGAGGGUAUUAGUACUAGGGUACGCUGAGAACAAUAACGUGGUGUUCUUCUGGACAAGUGGCAGCCUCUUUAUGGUCCAUCUUGAGUCAUUGCACUUCAAGACGCUUUUUCAAACCACCAUCAUUCCUCAUUAUCAUCCAUUCGAAAGUGUCUACUCUGCAGGUAUCGGAUUACAUUCUGGUGGCUGAGUUGCAGAAACGUGGUGUGUGCCAUAUGCUCUUCUAUUUUGUAUGAACCGUUCCAUCCCAACCUACCGUCUUUUAUCUAAUCAGUGUAGACAUUAGUCAACCUUCAUGAAAGACAAAGUGAUUGCUUGGAUUAAUGAUUAGUUCUUCCCCUGUCUGUUAGUCUUGGGUUUCUUUGCUUUUAAGCCUUCCAAGCAAGCACGGAUGUUGUGUACUUGUGUGUGGGCGCCUGUUUCUGGUUGAGAUUUCAACUUUUAAUCUUGGGUUCCCAUUUCUGCUUUGCA
This is a messenger RNA of Lolium perenne, 1086 nucleotides long. RefSeq lists its product as uncharacterized. NCBI's taxonomy places the organism in Eukaryota, Viridiplantae, Streptophyta, Magnoliopsida, Poales, Poaceae. The record is from RefSeq and is a predicted model, not a curated record.